This is a messenger RNA of Acytostelium subglobosum LB1, 900 nucleotides long. RefSeq lists its product as hypothetical. The coding region runs from base 1 to 900 and encodes 299 amino acids. The transcript has 4 exons. Gene Ontology annotation, molecular function: prenyltransferase activity. Gene Ontology annotation, biological process: isoprenoid biosynthetic process. Lineage: Eukaryota; Evosea; Eumycetozoa; Acytosteliales; Acytosteliaceae. The record is from RefSeq and is a predicted model, not a curated record.
AUGAGACAGUUUACAUUCCCAUUGAGUACAAAGGAUGAAGAGUUGUUGGAGCCAUAUAAGUAUAUUUCCGAAUCACCGGGCAAGGGUAUCAGAAAGGUCUUGAUCGAAGCCUUCAAUCAUUGGCUAAAGGUCGACGAGAAGAUCGUUCAAAAGGUGGCCGACAUCAUCCAAGGUCUACACAUGUCAAGUUUAUUGAUUGAUGAUAUAGAGGAUAACUCAAAGAUUAGAAGAGGUAUGCCUGUGGCUCAUGAGAUAUAUGGUGUGCCACAGACGAUCAACUGCGCCAAUACUGUGUACUUCUUGGUGAUGAAUGAAUGUAACAAUCUGGGCAAUGCUCAAGCCACCACAAUCUUUAUUGAGGAGAUGGUCAGACUGCAUAGAGGUCAGGGCUACGACAUCCUGUGGCGUGAUACCAAUAGAUGUCCAACCAUCGAAGAGUACAGUGCAAUGGUUCAAGAGAAGACUGGAGGUCUAUUCAGACUUGGACUGCGUCUUCUUCAAUUGUUCAGCCAGAACAAGACUGAUUACUCUGGCUUGGUCGAGGACAUGGGACUAUUCUAUCAGAUCCGUGAUGAUUACAUCAACAUUGUAUCCGAUGAUUAUCACCUGAACAAGAGCUUCUGUGAGGAUAUCACUGAGGGCAAGUUCUCAUACCCGAUUAUAAAGGCCAUUCAUUCGCAUCCGGAUGAUAGACGCCUGUUGAUGAUAUUGAAGCAAAAGACAGAGAGUGUGGACAUCAAGAGACACGCCGUUCAAUAUAUCAAGAGCUGUGGUGCCUUGGAGUCGACCAAGGCACACAUGGAUCAGCUGCAAGAGAAGAUCGUCAAGCAGAUUGAGGAGCUAGGUGGCAACCCAUACCUCCACGCCAUCCUCAAGAAGCUGGAUCAGAAGCAGGUCUAA